UAGACUUUGGAAGACCACGUCGUCCAGUUAUAUCAAUCUGCAGAAAGAAGUCUGGUUCCCACGCCACAACAGCCUGAGAACUCGUCUUUGCUGUUUAUUACCUCAGCCAGCGGGUGAAGCCAUGGCAACAUUGCGCUUUGGGCAGCACAUAAUAAAGGCAUCGGCAGUGUUUCUGCAAACGGACCUGUCCUUCGCUCUGGUUAACCGGAAGCCUGUAGUGCCUGGCCAUGUGUUAGUGUGUCCCGUAAGGCCGGUGGAGCGUUUCCGUGACCUGAGAGCUGAUGAACUGGCGGAUUUGUUCAGCACCACGCAGAGAGUGGCCAACGCUGUAGAGAAACACUUCAGUGCCUCCUCCUUGACCAUCGCUAUCCAGGACGGACCUGAGGCCGGACAAACGGUGAAGCAUGUGCACGUCCAUGUGCUGCCGAGGAAGCCUGGAGACUUUGAGAGGAACGACAGCAUCUACAAUGAGCUCCAGAAACAUGAUCGUGAAAGUGAAGACAUUGCAUCCAAAUGGAGAUCGGAGGAGGAGAUGGCGAAAGAGGCGACAGAGCUAAGAGGCCUCUUCAGUUAGUUUAUUUUGUUAAAAACAUCUAUAUAAUCUAAAAACUGUCCAAUUAGUAUCUCUUAGAAAAGUAGUUACAUAUUCUCGAGAAGUGUGUUCAUGUGACCUCUACAGAUGUGAAGGAAAAUUGCUCAUUAUUCGUUUUUGCAAUUGUUUGACUUUAAUUAAUGAUAUAGG
Neoarius graeffei (lesser salmon catfish) is the source of this 742-nucleotide messenger RNA. RefSeq names its product fragile histidine triad diadenosine triphosphatase (gene fhit). Bases 122 to 574 code for a protein of 150 amino acids. The record is from RefSeq and is a predicted model, not a curated record. NCBI's taxonomy places the organism in Eukaryota, Metazoa, Chordata, Actinopteri, Siluriformes, Ariidae. Gene Ontology annotation, biological process: purine nucleotide metabolic process; diadenosine triphosphate catabolic process; intrinsic apoptotic signaling pathway by p53 class mediator. The transcript is spliced from 7 exons. Gene Ontology annotation, molecular function: ubiquitin protein ligase binding; bis(5'-adenosyl)-triphosphatase activity. Gene Ontology annotation, cellular component: plasma membrane; nucleus; cytoplasm.